GCUUACUUGUACGGGUGGAAGUUCACCUUGGUAACCGAUCAUGAGCCUCUGCUAGCCCUGAAGAAAUCUAAGGAUUACUCGGGCAUGAUCGGGCGAUGGGCAACGGUGCUGCAGAGCAUGGACUUUGACAUUCGUCACUGGAAACACGAAAGGCACGGGAAUGCGGACGGAUUGACAAGACUGCACCGACCUGAGAAGGUUCCGAAGAAUGAGGAGGUGAUUCCGUGGAACAAACCGAAGAAGGAGAACGGGUCUCGGUACGGCCAAGUGGCAAGGAUACAGACCGACGAGCAUCCUGCGUGUCUCGAGAACGUGGAGCUGCUGAUCAUACAAGCGUGGAAGACCAACGUGGAGGGCGAUCUUCUGGGCUUUCUUUUUGGAUCAGUACGACCGGGCCACCGCCAGUUGAUUGCGCAGGAGCUCAUCGCGCCGAUCGUACAAUUGGCGGACGAUCUCUCGUUAGACAUCGUUUCGCAAAGUGACGACAGUCCCGCCCCGCACGUCCUUGCACGGUCAUUGGAUCCGUACCUUCAGUGGAGCACGUGCUUGGAGGAGCCUGGGGACGAAGAUACGCUACCAUCGCGGCAGGAAUAUCUAAAGUCGUACGGCCUCAUCAAUCAUGCUUUCUAUCCAAAGGCGGAGGAGGUGGUGAUUGACGACGGCGAAGAAGACGGCGACGAUGAAACGUCAGAAGAGGGAAGCUAUAGCGAGUACAGCGAGGGCGAGCCGAGCGAAGAAGAAGAGGAGGAAGAAACAGGAUCUGAGUGGGAGGCCUUGCCGAAGGAAGCAACGCGUACUGGCACGGAAGCGGACGAUCCUGAGGUGGCACGACGACGGGAAGAGAUUGCCGCCGGGAAACACGAGUUGGAAUUGGCCAGCGGAGCCAGCCUGAACAUCGGUGACGAUCCGACCAAGGAUCCCGAGCCCCCAAAGCCUGAAGAUGGCGACCCAGUAGCCGCCACCUCAAGCACCUCGCGGCGGAGACGAAGUCGAUCCCCCUCCCCCUCCACCCCAACCCGUCCCCCAGUUCGUCCACGUACCGAUGCGGGCGAUAGGCCUUCGCCCUCGGACGGUAUCCCGCCCCCCCCUUGAUCUCCUCACCCUCGAACAGAUCCACACCCCCGUCACCUUCCCUCGCCACCCCUUCCUUCCCCAUCUCUUCGGAGAUUUCUAUUCUACCCGUCUA
Messenger RNA from Chara braunii, 1186 nucleotides. Lineage: Eukaryota; Viridiplantae; Streptophyta; Charophyceae; Charales; Characeae. The record is from the annotation of a GenBank genome assembly.